GUUCGGGUCGGGUCCUCGAAUCAUCAACCCACCCACAAACAACAAACAAUGAAGCACAGGAAUGACGUCAGCUUCCGGAAGCUGCUCAAGUCCUCCCUGCUGGGCCUCACCGUCUGCCUCGGCCUCCUCUGUUUCUACUACGGCUGGUCCUUCGGCCCCGGCUCCCGCCUCUCCGACGACGAAGACGCUUUCGGUGGGCCCCUCCCCCGUCUUCUCCGCGAGGCCCAGCCCCUCAAAAGCAUUCCGAUUUGUGAUGUCCAAUUCUCGGAGCUGAUACCGUGUCUGGACAGAAGCCAACAUUACCAGCUGAAACUGAAGCUCAAUUUGACGCUCAUGGAGCAUUACGAAAGGCAUUGUCCACCGCCGCAGCGCCGCUUCAAUUGCCUCAUCCCGCCGCCGUUUGGAUACAAGGUCCCGGUGAGGUGGCCGGCGAGUAGGGAUGAGGUGUGGAAGGCCAACAUCCCCCACACGUCGCUUGCGCAAGAGAAGUCGGAUCAGAAUUGGAUGGUUGUGAAUGGUGACAAGAUCAAUUUCCCCGGCGGAGGGACGCAUUUCCAUAAUGGAGCCGAUAAGUACAUUGUUGCUCUUUCCAAAAUGCUUAAGUUUAAUGACUCUAGAUUCAACAAUGGUGGAAAUAUUCGCAAUGUGCUUGAUGUCGGUUGUGGGGUUGCGAGUUUUGGGGCGUAUCUUCUUUCGCAUCAUGUCAUUGCCAUGUCACUGGCUCCUAAUGAUGUGCAUGAGAAUCAGAUACAGUUUGCGUUAGAGAGGGGGAUUCCAUCAACUCUUGGUAUUUUGGGUACAAAAAGACUUACUUAUCCAAGCAGAUCGUUUGAGCUGGCGCAUUGCUCACGCUGCCGGAUAGAUUGGCUUCAAAGAGAUGGAAUUCUCUUAUUAGAGCUUGACAGAGUACUGAGACCUGGAGGGUAUUUUGUGUACACUUCUCCUGAAGCAUAUGCACAUGACCCUGAAAAUCAGAGGAUCUGGAGUGCUAUGUCUGAUCUUACAAAAAGAAUGUGCUGGAGAGUUGUAGCCAAGAAAGAUCAGAGUGUAGUAUGGGCCAAGCCACUGUCUAAUAGUUGUUACUUGAAGAGAGAUUCUUGGACCCAGCCCCCUCUGUGCAAUUCUGAUGAUGACCCAGAUGCAAGUUGGAAUGUGACCAUGAAGGCCUGCAUUUCUCAAUACUCUGCGAAGGUGCAUAGGGAAAGAGGAAGCAAACUUGCCCCUUGGCCUCAGAGGCUUAAAGCAGCACCCCCUCGCCUGGAGGAAAUUGGUGUCAGUCCUGAAGAAUUCAAAGAGGACAGUAUCAUAUGGCAUUAUAGAGUCAUUGAAUACUGGAAGCAGAUGAAGUCUGUUAUCGAGAGAAAUUCAUUCAGAAAUGUCAUGGAUAUGAACUCACACCUUGGUGGAUUUGCUACUGCCUUGAAUGGAAAAGAUGUAUGGGUAAUGAACGUUGCUCCUGUCCAUGUUUCUGCCAAUUUAAAGAUUGUUUAUGAUCGAGGAUUGAUUGGAACUAUUCAUGACUGGUGUGAAGCGUUUUCCACGUACCCACGUACAUAUGAUCUUCUACAUGCAUGGGCAGUAUUUUCAAAUAUUGAGGAACGUGGAUGCAGUACAGAGGAUCUAUUGAUUGAAAUGGAUAGGAUAUUGAGACCCAAUGGGUUUGUCAUCAUAAGAGACAAACCCUCUGUUAUUAACUACAUCCGAAAGUUUGUGACUGCCUUGAAGUGGGAUGACUGGUUGUCAGAAGUUGAACCACGAGUUGAUGCUCUUUCCUCAGGUGAAGAGAGAGUUUUGAUUGCAAGAAAAAAGUUGUGGGAUGAGGAGCAUACAUCAAUGUGAUUUGGCCAUGAGUUUCAGACUUUCAGGCCCGCUGCAAUACAAUCUUUGAGUUUAACUCACCUCAGAUGAUGAAAAAGAGAAUGUACUAAUAUGUGAAAGGCAACAAUGUGAUGCCUUCAGCAGAUGUUCAUCACCACUGAAGGCCGCAGAUGUGAUUUCUUUGGGAGUGAAGAGAGAGCACAAUCGAUUAUCGAAAAGCUUGCUUAGCCAGGACCAGGGAACUUUUGUUUUCUGUAACUAUUUUCAACUGUCCAAAGUACCCAAUUGGAAUUGAGAUGUUCACUUUUGAUUACAAUUACUCUUUUACAUUCAUUUCAUUAUAGAAUAACCCUUAUGUACAAGACAUUUUGUCAAAAUUGUGGUUAAGAAUGAGUACAUAUAUGAUUUUGGAUC
Argentina anserina (silverweed cinquefoil) is the source of this 2232-nucleotide messenger RNA. Its product is annotated as probable methyltransferase PMT9. Gene Ontology annotation, cellular component: cytoplasm; endosome; trans-Golgi network. Gene Ontology annotation, molecular function: methyltransferase activity. NCBI's taxonomy places the organism in Eukaryota, Viridiplantae, Streptophyta, Magnoliopsida, Rosales, Rosaceae. The record is from RefSeq and is a predicted model, not a curated record. The coding region runs from base 49 to 1839 and encodes 596 amino acids. The transcript is spliced from 8 exons.